UCCGUUUUAUCAUUAAAGAAAGAGUAGUCCCUUUUUAAUCGUUCAAACACCUACCACCCCUCUUUAUUUUCAAAAUUCUGUUUUUACAAUCAUUUUACAUAAAAUUCCAUUCCAUUGAGCUGAGGAACCUCCAGGAAAUGCAAAUCUAUCACAAACACUAAAACGAAUCAUUCAUUUUCUCAAGGAGUGUUGAAUCCGGGUCAUGUCAUCCGGGCCAGAUUUAUUCCAGUACUAUAUUCGGGGUGUAUGCGAGCUGUUGUCGCCCGUAGACAAUUUUUCGCCGUCUUCUCGGUUAGUCGGAGCUGGAAGUGGCAGUUUUAGGGAUAGGGAUGGUAACGAGAAAAACCGUCCGGCUGGUUUUGAUGGGUUGUUUUGUAAUGCUGUCGGAAAUGAGCUUCAGGGUCAUGUGAAAACGAGACUGAUGGCUAUGCUGCACCAAUGUGUCGUUUCGUUGAACCGAGAAGUUGAUGAGGUGGUGGAUCCUGUCUUGGCGAUGCAUCAGUUAAGAGGCCUUUUGGCACCCGCAAUGAUUCAUGACAAUAAUCAGGAUGUGAAAGGUGAAAUUGAGACUGAAAGUCGUGCACGGAAGAGACUUAAGGUUUCUAAUCUCAAAGGGGAGUCUGAGUAUGGUGAUUGCUUGAUACAAACAAAGAAGAUCCCCUAUUAUUACAAGGAUGAGAAUGGGCCAUGUUUCAGACCAAGUUCAAGAAAUGAUAAAGAAAAUGGAGAGGUCAAUGAUGAUUUGCAAAUCCUUUUGGUCAACAAAGGCAGCGCUAAAAAAAAGAUGGAGAAACAUUCUGCUGAGUAUUCUGCGACGCUUGGGCGAAUGGAGGAGAAACUUGAAGAGCUUCUUGAUAUGGUCAUUACUACUUGCAGGCCAAUGACUCUUGCAGAAAAACAUCAAUUACGGAGAUUAAUUCUAGACCUGCCUCCACAAAACCUGGAUCGUGUUGCAGAAAUUAUACAACGGAGAAAGCCUCUUGAACCGCAUUCUAGGAGUGAUAUUCCUGUCGACCUGCAAAAUCAGGAUGAUUUAACACUGUGGAGACUAUAUUUUUACGUUAAAGCAGUAGAAAAUGCUCAAAAGCUCUUGUAGGAAGGAUAUUUUGGCAUGGCCAAACGUAUUCCUUAAAACCCAAUUGUUGAAAAAGUUUUACAGUAAUGUUUCGAGGAUAUCAGGGUCAGGCCUGUAUAUAUGUUUCGGGAAAGCUGCAUAUAACAAGAUAAGAUGAUCCAUUAACACUAGGAUUUAACCGAGGAUUUAGUUUUCACUGGAGAUAGAUGGUGCAUAUUGCAUAAAAAUGAGUAGAACAAGUUUGUACUUUGUUUCCCUGUUUUAAACUCUGUUGUUGAGUUCUGUGAAUAUGAAUGAGUGUAGAUGGUCUAUGAGAUUUUCAGAAUUCUA
Erigeron canadensis is the source of this 1405-nucleotide messenger RNA. RefSeq lists its product as uncharacterized. Bases 203 to 1096 code for a protein of 297 amino acids. The record is from RefSeq and is a predicted model, not a curated record. Lineage: Eukaryota; Viridiplantae; Streptophyta; Magnoliopsida; Asterales; Asteraceae. The transcript is spliced from 8 exons.